AGCGAUGUACAAGGCACGUUUGCUGGUCCACGCUCGUCGCAAUGGUAGACAACUCGUAAUAGGAUGCGGCCUCUUUUUCCUUCUCCUUCUGCUGCACGCGUGGAUGGUCGCGUUGUACUUGCCGCAUGCCGCAGCCGUCGAAGUGCGUCACGGCGGGCCCGAACACGAUGACGUGCCCCGCGAACCGGACAAGGGCGAGCCGUGGCAUAAGAGGCUACUAGGUAGCCCGUCCACCCGCUCCGCUAUUCCCCCUCCGCCGCCGCUGCACAACUUCGAGCCCACGCUGCCGCCAAGCAGACCAACCGUCAUUUCGACCUCGGCCCCGUCGCUCCCGCCGGCCCCCGCGCGGCCGACGUCGAGGCCGCCCGCGACGAGUCUCACUCCUGCAGUACCUUUGCCGACGUCAACGCUUUCGCCAGCAGACAGCAUCGCUGCCUUCUACGCAAAGCUGAGAACCUUCGACGACAACCUUCUACGGACGGACUUCAAAGGCAAUCCGGAGCAGCCGACAAAGGACUUCAUCGACAUCGACGCAGACGACGGCACCGGGUCGCCGCUGCCAUACGAUCCAAACUUCACCGAAGACGCGGCGAGGUGGAGGGCCUGCGACCCGCGCGAUGCCUCUUUCACUGCGGAGCGCGAUCGCCUCUGUCAGGAGUACCUGUCCAAUGUGAACAACAUGCGCCACAUCCAGGCGAUGUCCUCCAAGCUCUUGCAGGGACGCACCAUCAAGAUGCAAAUCUUCUACGCGCACAACAACAUCAAGACGAUCGUCAAACUGUCGCAGCGGAAGUUCUACUACGAGGCCGCCAGCGAGUUCAUAGCGUACUCCUUUGACCGCGCGUUGGGGUUUAACCGUGUGCCAACAUCCGUGUACGUGCCCAUUCCGCUGGACUACCUGCGUGUCGCGGUGGCGUACUCGCCCCUCUUCUCCCAGUGGUUUGACCGCUACGUAGUCUUGUACAACAACACGAAUCAAAACUUCGUGCCAUGCGCCUACUACACUCGGCAGGUGUCGGAGUGCAGCGUGGCCACCGUGCAGCUGUGGAUGAAGGACGUCCACAGCGCGCUGGAAACGUUCCUGGGACUUCCGUUUGAACUGGACCAGAGUUUCGUUCGCAAGUAUUACGUCCCCGGUCACCAGCUGUUCGCUGGCACCAGACGCGCUCGCCUGCGCGCCAUUGGCGAGUUGUCCGACCGCAGCGUCUUCGACUUCCUUAUCGGCAACACCGAUCGCGGGACGAACGACCACAACAACUUCGUGUACGGCGGCUGCAGCGCGGAGACGGAGUGCCAGGUGGGCACGCCGGAGAAUCGCAUCAAAGGUCUGGCGAAGUACGCCUACCUCGACCACGGUAGCAGCCUGUACUCCCACAAGGAACCGAUUGGAAACAUGUUCUAUGGCGAUGUGGGACGCAUUGCGGUGUGCCGCUUCCGGCGUUCCACGUUCGAGCACCUCGCCAAGUUCGCGGCGACGAGUCGCGUGCCGUACCCUCUCAUUAAGCAGGUGGAAGAGGUGCUGCCGCCGUCCAUUUUCAAGGUGAGUCACGAGUCUGUCAUGCGGAGGGUGCAGGUACGGCUGGACAAGAUUCUGUAUCUCGUGGACACAUGCCGCAAGAAGUACACGGACGCGGAGGUGUUUUCCCUCCCAGAGUACGACGAGAUCCGCAUCGCGGAGGAAGACGCUACAUUGGGCGACGAGUGGGACUAG
Messenger RNA from Leptomonas pyrrhocoris, 1711 nucleotides. RefSeq lists its product as hypothetical. The record is from RefSeq and is a predicted model, not a curated record. Lineage: Eukaryota; Euglenozoa; Kinetoplastea; Trypanosomatida; Trypanosomatidae. Bases 104 to 1711 code for a protein of 535 amino acids. The transcript has a single exon.